AUGGCGAACAGCCCCGUAAAUGACUCACCCAGAAGUCGCAAAGCGCAGGAUUAUAGAGCACUGCUAAAUAUAGAGAUUUUCAGAAAUUUACACCGAAAUGUACUCAAUGUAGCAUCAUCGCACUUGGUAUCCUCAAGUGAUACCGUAGAUGCCCUAAAACAGGUCGCCGAACUCCUAAUUUGGGGGGAUGUAAACAAUAGCGAAGGGAUAUUUGAAUACUUUUGUGAGGAAAACUUGAUGGAAUACAUGACUGGAGUACUGUCCAAAUCGACCUCUAGAGCAGUACGAAUACAAUUGGUCCAGACAAUUUCGAUGCUCAUUUACAACAUUCAAAACAAACGGACAUUGUACUAUCUGUUAUCCAAUAAUUACAUCAACGGACUAAUAUCAGUACCGGAAAUGUAUUCCGGAGGGGAUGUGAGCAGUUGGACGGUAUCCCUUUUGAAGACGCUUUCUGGUCUCUUGGACGCAACGACUAUCAAGUUCUUCUUUCUGGAAAAGAAAGAUGCAUUUCCCCUAUUAGAUCAGUCGGCAAAAUUCCUGUCUAGUAGUGAUGGCAUGAAAAGGGCCCAUGUCAUGACUAUUAUCUUGAAUAUAUUAAAAGUAAGGGAUGCCUCUGUUACGCGGUACAUUAUUAAAAGGUCAAAGAUUUUAACCCAAUUGCCCCUAUUUUUAAGGCAGUGUUGGUGCAGACUAAAUAGGUAUGUAAAGAGGGGAAGCUUGCACACAAUGGGUAAGGCGGAAGAAAGUAUUUUAGUUGAAUGUGAUGAUGCCCUUUGUUUCUUGCAAGAAAUUAUGGAUUUGGAAAUCAAAAAAAUCAAUAAGGUGCUCUUGGUUCGUCUGUUUAACAUCUGCUUUAUUCCCUUAAUGAAGAGAAUCUUGAAAACUUCGGAUAUUGAGAUAUCUUUGUUAAAAACUUUGAAGCCACCAACAAGAUUUGAUGCAAACUACUUUCGUGACAUAUACCAAGAUCUCUGCACAGAAAUGGGAUUGACGUCAAUUUAUGCACAUAAUAAAACAGAAAUAUUCUCGGGUGGUGUGGCGCUUGAUUCUCCAUCCAGAGACUCUGCAGCAAAGGAACCUGUAACCUCAAAAUCUAUUGAUGAUGGACAAUUUACACCACGUUCCGAAUCAUCUACCCCAAGAGAGACACCACAGCUUUCUCUUCAUUCCUCAUCUCUUUUACCAAAUGUAGCAUACUUUCUUCUUACAAUUUCACUUCGUUCUGCUAGAAGAAUUGAAUUGCAUAGACCACUUUUGUUACUAUUGUUAUGUCCAACAGCUCCAAAAGGACUGUUGAUGGAAAUACAUGAUAAUGAAUCCAUUUCAGUUCCAGGUACACCAAAGGAACGUUUAUUGACCGCUGACUCUCUACACCAGCUAGAUGAUCCAGGAUUUUACGAUCGUUUGGUCGAGUGGGAAAAAAAGGUUUUUGAGGGAGUUGAUGUUUCCUCACGCUCAGAAAAUGGAGCACAAUCCAUGGAGGAUAUUUCACCAGUUUGUUUUUAUGAUGAUAAAGAUCAUGUAUGUAAUAUAAUAAUGGGAGAAUUUAUUUAUGAAGCUCUAUCGGCACUUCCAAUAUCGGAUUCACGUUUAAUAAUGUUACUUACGCUAUUGGCGAAAUUACAAGAUGAUUAUAUUAAAAACACGCGUAAGCUACAAGACCUGUCAUCGCAUGUCACAUCAAUGUCUUGCACGUAUCCUGAAGAAGAAAUUCAAGGAGAUGAUAUUGCAGAUAUUGAUUAUAACAAUACAUUUAUGGAGGCUAAGGAUGAUAAACAUAAACAUUCUGCAACUACAGGCUUACAAGAUUUGGAGGUUUCUGGAAAUGACACAUCUGUCAUGGAGGAGGAUUUAGAUGAUGAAUCUCCUAGCAUGUACACUCCACUAGAUUCUAUGGAGCUUGAAGAAUCAAGAUAUGUGGAACAUGCAGAUUCCUUAGUUAUGCAUAAUUUGGAGUUAUCAGUGGAUGACAUGCAAGUAUCUUUUGAUGCACAGUUGUCUCUAGAGUCUCCAAAGGAUCCGCCUGAGGUGGAAACAGAUUACUCUGAUUUCUCAGAACCCUCCGACCCUUUGGCAGACCAUGAAUUAAAAUCUUUUGUUUUGCUUCCAAGCGAUGAUAACGGAUUGCAACUAUAUUUGCAGAUUUGGAACGCAAUAUCUAGACAUCUAACAUCGGUGACUUUGAGAGUCCCGGUUGUUCGAUUGGCAGUAACUGUUACCAUUGACUAUAUCAACUUUUUAAGCACCCUUGAACCACAGCACGUCUUUGGACUAAAAAUGUUUAUUGAUGAACUGAGGUUUCAUUUGGAUGCCUCUUUAGAUGUGUUACGCGUUCACGUGCUCAAUUCGCUCGAGUCAAACAAUAUGUCACAACUCUCUAUAUUUUUUGACGAAUGGGUACGCUUUUCUAAAACUAGUUACGUGACAAAUUUUUUGCAUUUUGUUCAAGCUAUUUAUGAAGCUACACUCUUUACGGAUACAGUAGUUACAACCUCUCAAGAAGAUGGUAAAAAGGAAUCUUUGGCAUCUUGGAUCUUUAGAGAAAGUAGGAUUUCCGCAAAACGUGCAGCUUCUCUUUUUAUUAGAAGCAAUGGUAUGCAACAAGUAGAAACACCAAGGAGUACAAGCAAUUCUUCGUGGAAAAUCACCGAUUCUCCUGAAAAUAUUUAUAGAAGGCAUGUUCAGGUUGCCCUUUUGAUACGUGAAUUAUAUCAACAUUUAAAUCGCAUAAACAGUCUACCAAUGUCGGAAUCUAGUCCUUCAUCAACACCAAAUGGUUCCACAAAGGAAAAUAGUGUAUAUUAUUCAUGUCCUCUUUUUCACAACAAUUGGGAUGUAUUACACACUGAAACAGGCAUACCCUUAGCUUUGGGAGUAGAAUUGCCCUUGGAAAAAUUCCAGGUUUUCCCAUGCACAAUGACUAAUAGCGGAGACAAGGUAAGACUUUUGUAUUCUCACAUGUGUUUUUUAGAAGGAACGUUUAUUUGUAAUUCAUGA
Theileria equi strain WA is the source of this 3000-nucleotide messenger RNA. RefSeq lists its product as hypothetical. Gene Ontology annotation, biological process: endosome to lysosome transport; endosomal transport; regulation of autophagosome maturation. Lineage: Eukaryota; Apicomplexa; Aconoidasida; Piroplasmida; Theileriidae. Gene Ontology annotation, cellular component: endolysosome membrane; late endosome. The record is from RefSeq and is a predicted model, not a curated record. The transcript has 3 exons. Bases 1 to 3000 code for a protein of 999 amino acids.